AUGGUGGUCGUCAACCACCAUUCCGACCGUAGGCGGUUCAGGGGCACUCCAGUUCCAUCUUUCGCGGCCAAUGUCACUUCCGUUCCCAAUGUCGUGACGGUCACGACCAUCAAUAGCGUCGCGGCGGCAAAUGCCAUUUCCAUCGUCGCGGCGGUACCGUCGCCUCCCAUCACCGCCUUUUCGUCGCCCUCCCUUCCCCUGCCCGUCGCGCUCCCUUCCCUGCCCAUCGCGCUCCCUUCCCUACCCGUGGCGCUCCCUUCCGUCAUUCCCGACACAUAUUGCCUUCUCGUCAUUCUCCCUUUUCGUGGCUCUUUUUUUUUUUUUUCCUGCACGUCGCCCUCGCUUCCCCUCCCCGUCGCGCUCCCUUUCCCUCCCCGUCGUGCUCCCUUCCCCUCCCCGUCGUGCUCCCUUCCCCUCCCCGUCGUGCUCCUUCCCCUCCCCGUCUCGUUCCCUUCCCCUCCCCGUCUCGUUCCCUUCCCCUCCCCGUCUCGUUCCCUUCCCCUCCCCGUCUCGUUCCCUUCCCCUCCCCGUCUCGUUCCCUUCCCCUCCCCGUCUCGUUCCCUUCCCCUCCCCGUCUCGUUCCCUUCCCCUCCCCGUCUCGUUCCCUUCCCCUCCCCGUCUCGUGCCCUUGCCCUUCCCUUCUUUCCUCUCUUGUUCCUCGCCUUACCCUUGCAUUCCACCGAGCACUGCAUCCCGUUUCGUCAUUUUCGCCAAGUCCGCUUCCCACCACUCUCGUUUCCCCCCUUGUACUUUCCCCCUCCCUUGUCCCCGCUGACCUUCCCACCGUUUUCCCCCUCCCCCCUCCCUCCCUUUCCCUCGUGUCCUCCCACCCCUUGCCCCUCAAUCCCUGACUCCUUGUCCUGCCCUCCCUUCCUCUUAGCCCGCCCAGCCUCAAUCCCAAGGCCCUUGUCCCUCCCCCCUUCCCCCCCCAUGUCCUUCCCUCCGUCCUUUCCUCCGUUUCCCCCUUCUCCCUCUGACUCGCCCUCCCUCUCCCUCCACGCUUCUCGCCCUUAUCCCCACACAUGUCCUCCUCCUUUCCCUCCCAUCUCUCAACGAACCCUCUCUUUCCUCCCCUCCCCCCUUGCUCCAUUUCUUCUAAUUUCCGCCCUUCCCCCUCUUCGCCUCUCCUUCCCUCCCUCGCUGUCCCUCUCUCUUCGCCUCUCCUUCCCUCCCUCGCUGUCCCUCACUCUUCGCCUCUCCUUCCCUCCCUCGUUGUCCCUCUCUCUUCGCCUCUCCUUCCCUCCCUCGCUGUCCCUCUCUCUUCGCCUCUCCUUCCCUCCCUCGCUGUCCCUCUCUCUUCGCCUCUCCUUCCCUCCCUCGCUGUCCCUCUCUCUUCGCCUCUCCUUCCCUCCCUUGCUGUCCCUCACCCUUCGCCUCUCCUUCCCUCCCUCGCUGUCCCUCUCUCUUUGCCUCUCCUUCCCUCCCUCGUUGUCCCUCUCUCUUCGCCUCUCCUUCCCUCCCUCGCUGUCCCUCUCUCUUCGCCUCUCCUUCCUCCCUCGCUGUCCCUCUCUCUUCGCCUCUCCUUCCCUCCCUCGCUGUCCCUCUCUCUUCGUCUCUCCUUCCCUCCCUCGCUGUCCCUCUCUCUUCGCCUCCCGUCCCUUCCCUCUCUGCUGGCCCCUUCGCUCUUUUCCCUCUCAGCCCCUCUCCUCCUUUCUCUCUCAGCCCCUCUCCUCCUUUCUCUCUCAGCCCCUCUCCUCCUUUCUCUCUCAGCCCCUCUCCUCCUUUCUCUCUCAGCCCCUCUCCGCCUUUCCCUCUCAGCCCCUCUCCUCCUUUCUCUCUCAGCCCCUCUCCUCCUUUCUCUCUCAGCCCCUCUCCUCCUUUCUCACUCAGCCCCUCUCCUCCUUUCUCUCUCAGCCCCUCUCCGCCUUUCCCUCUCAGCCCCUCUCCUCCUUUCUCUCUCAGCCCCUCUCCGCCUUUCCCUCUCAGCCCCUCUCCUCCUUUCCCUCUCAGCCCCUCUCCUCCUUUCUCUCUCAGCCCCUCUCCUCCUUUCUCUCUCAGCCCCUCUCCUCCUUUCUCUCUCAGCCUCUCCCCUCCCCUCCCCUCCCUCUCCUCUAA
Molecule: messenger RNA, 2055 nt
Organism: Closterium sp. Yama58-4
Lineage: Eukaryota; Viridiplantae; Streptophyta; Zygnematophyceae; Desmidiales; Closteriaceae
Source: the annotation of a GenBank genome assembly